This is a messenger RNA of Seminavis robusta, 2331 nucleotides long. Lineage: Eukaryota; Bacillariophyta; Bacillariophyceae; Naviculales; Naviculaceae. The record is from the annotation of a GenBank genome assembly.
AUGAAGGGCACAAGGCUUUUGUCGAAGGUUGCUCGUCGCAUCAAGUGCCGAGCGACAAAAUCGACUGGCCCUGGAGGAUGGAUGUCCAUUCAAGUUCAGCACCGUCGCCACUGGCUCUCGUCGGCUUCAUCCCGUGACUUUGAUCCCUACGAUCGCUACAGAAGCAAGACAAUGACGGAAGAUAUCUGGGAAGAAAUCCAAAAGGAAAAUGAACAUACCCGAAGGUCGAUCGACAAGGGGCUCUAUAACAGAGUCUUGGAAGAGAUUCUGCACGCAAUGCAACAUUUGCAAAAUGCGGCAUCAGCGGACGAGCCUGGUCCCACUGGAAAGUUUCUUUACAGUUUUCAUGACAAUCCACAAUUGGGACAGCGAAUCUACAAGAGAAGACCCGUCUCAUCAUCAUCAGUAGAGCCAUCCAGCAAUCACACUACAGUUAUGGAAUUCUCUCCAGAUCGAUCUCUGGUCGCCAUGUCUCUGAGUGCAGACGAAUCCUUAGUGGCGUGCCUAGUUGAAGACGAGACCCAAUCAGAUACUACGUUUAGUAGACCAAAAAGAGUGAUUGUGAGGCAUAUUGAUUCUGGAACUGAGCUAGACGUAGACGUUUCAACAAAACCAAAGUCAACAACAGCAGAAGCACACUUGGAUAUAUCUUCUUUGGAAAUGGGACCUCUUCAACCAAACGACACACAAUAUUCCCUUUUCCUGGUGACCAACGACAACCUGGGAAGACCACAUGCAGUUUGGGCAUGUGGAAUUGAAGUGCAUGACAAAGAGCAGGCAGGAUUGCUCAGCCAAUGCUCCCAGCUCAAGCUCUUGCACUGCAGCUCUGACCCAGCGGAAAUGGUCAACGUUCAAAGAACCAAGGGAUGUCACUACAUGGCUAUACAAGCCACCACCAAAACUUGCAAUGAAGUAUAUCUUUGUCAGGACUUGGCCAGCACUCCUCGGUUGGUUUGUGAAAGAUCCAAUGGGAUCAUGUACCACUUGGAUGUCGGGGCUAAUGAUGACAUUUACAUCUUGGUCAGCUCGGUUGGUAACACUACCAAUUCUGAACUGGGCCUGGAGUAUUCGUUGUGGAAAACAACAGUAGAUGAUCUCCCACUGCAGCUCGGCCAUGGACAAUGUGGUACGCUUGUUGCAGGUGGAUCCGAUAGCGAGUACGCCAUAACAGACAUGGAUAUCUUUGCAAACUUCACGGCACUUUACGAGAGAUCCACAACGAAUGGGAAGCAGCGAAUCAGCAUUCUACCAAAAGCAGCUGACAGCAGCGAACCAUCUCUUGGCCCGAGUGAUAAUAUUAUUGUUCCAAUUGCCAGUUGUCAUGAUGGGGACGAUUGCAUUCAGGUUUCGCCUGGUGGUAAUAUGCACUUUGAAGCGAAUCACGUUCGAUUCUCUUCUGAAAGCCCUUCAUCGCCUCCGUCUGUCUACGAGUUCGACAUCCUCACAAAGGAACUCAGGCUUGUCUCUGGGGAUGCGAAUGCCCCUGCAAACAGAGUACAGCAAAAGAGAGUGCAUGUCACUAGCAAGGACGGCACAAAAGUUCCCCUUAGUCUGAUUUAUCGAGAGAAGAACGCGACAACUAGUACGCAGCAGGAGACCAGGCCAACCGUGCUCAUUGGAUACGGUUCUUAUGGAGAACCGCUUGAUCUUUCCUACAAUCCAGCUCUUGUACCGUUGCUGAAACGUGGUUUUGUACUUGCAUACGCACAUGUACGCGGUGGUGGUUGCCUAGGCAGAGACUGGUAUAUGAAAGGGCGUCUGUACAACAAACACAAGGCCAUUGAAGAUUAUAUAGCAUGUGCCCAGGCCUUGUCUAGUCCACCUCUUUCAAUGACUGAAGCACGAAAGCUCUCAGCAUUGGGGUUCAGUGCAGCUGGGGUGACAAUUGGUGCCGCAGUCAAUCAAACUCCAGACGUUUUUGGGACUGUUGUCCUAAUAAGUUGCUUCCUGGACGUUAAGAAAACGAUGGAGAACGACCAGCUCUUUCUCACCGAGCACGAGUAUGAUGAGUUCGGAAAUCCCACAGCUGACCCAGAAGCAGCCGAAGCGAUUUCAUCAUACUGCCCCGUUUCCAAUGCACUGAAUGGCAAAGAGGAGCAUACUGCUCGCUUCUUGAUCGCUGGCACAUUUGACGAUCAUCAAGUUCCUUUUUACAACUCUCUCAUCUAUGGGAAAAAGUUGCGUGCGAAGAGCAGAGUGAAGAGCCGGGUUCACAUUCACAUUGAACAUCACGGAGGACACUAUCUCCAGCCGCAAAUUGCAGCGCUGCAGGCUGCAUUUCUAUUGGGGAACAAGGCUUCGUACUAUGGAAUACUGGUCGAAGAGGAAUAG